Sabethes cyaneus is the source of this 2176-nucleotide messenger RNA. It is a transcript of the gene Sox100B, whose product is annotated as transcription factor Sox-8. Lineage: Eukaryota; Metazoa; Arthropoda; Insecta; Diptera; Culicidae. Gene Ontology annotation, cellular component: nucleus. Gene Ontology annotation, biological process: regulation of transcription by RNA polymerase II. The coding region runs from base 1 to 2058 and encodes 685 amino acids. Gene Ontology annotation, molecular function: DNA-binding transcription factor activity, RNA polymerase II-specific; RNA polymerase II cis-regulatory region sequence-specific DNA binding. The record is from RefSeq and is a predicted model, not a curated record. The transcript has 3 exons.
AUGAGCAGUAGUAGCAUGCAUCAGGAUUCACUGACCUUGGAUGACAUGAAGGCGGUAUUGGGAAGAAAAGAUCACCUCGUCAAGAUGUCUAGCGGUGGAGGUGGUGGUAGUGUGGCUAAUAAUAACAACGUUGCGUUAAUUAAAAACAAUAACAAUGGCGGCUGUAAUGGCAACAACAACAAUAAUAAUAACAACAACAUCGUGAACAGUGCAAAACUGUCCAAUGGAACAGGACCGUCGAUCAUUUGCAGUGGCAGCGGUGGUGGUUCGGCGAUUCAGGUGGCUGUUUACACGACGGCGUCGAUCGAAGACAACAAGCUCGGCGCCAAUGAUAAGGAGAAGCUCACGAAGGCCGUCAUGAAGGUGUUCGAGGAAUACAAGUGGACUCCGCCCACAAACGUUGUCAAAUCACCGACAGAUAAGAAGAAAAAUCACAUUAAACGACCGAUGAAUGCGUUUAUGGUUUGGGCACAGGCUGCCCGCCGCGAGAUGUCCAAGCAGGAACCGAAGCUGCAGAAUUCCGAAAUUAGCAAGGACCUCGGCAAGAUGUGGAAGAAUCUAGCCCCCGAAGACAAGCAGCCUUUCAUCGAGCAAUCGGAUAAGCUGCGACUGACGCACAAAAGCCAAUAUCCGGACUACAAGUACCAACCGCGGCGAAAAAAGUCCAAAAAGUUCGGCAAACACGGCAAACACUGCUGCGAUGAUGAUUGCGAAGAAGCCAACAGUCCGCCGCCGCCACCGCCAAAGCCACGUACCACAAAGAAAAACACCGGUACCGCUGCCAACAAAUCGAAAGGUUUGAAUCUUGGGAAAGCACCUCCCGCAGUAGCCGCUCUCAGCGCCAACUGUGAAUUCAUAAACCAGCAGACGAUGACAAAAGUUGGGCAAUCGACGGACAUACUGACCCCCUCUUCCUCCAGCUCAUCGGUAGAUCACUAUUCAGGGUUCUCACUUGGCCGAGAAAAUUCAACGAAACAUGUCGGAAAUAGUGAACUAGUCAACCGGUACUAUGGGGUGCUCUCGUGUGAAAUGGAAUCACCGUGCAGUCCACAAAGUCCAAGCGCAGCUUCAAUCCACUCUUCCACCGAGGGUCAACCGCUGACCCCACCGACAACUCCUUACACCGGACUCGCAAAUGUGAAGUCGUUUUCACCACAUUCCCGAAUGUCAAGCAAUGAUUCUCCCGUCGGUUAUUAUAAUCGCAACGAAUACCUCAACUCAUCCUCCGUCGAUUACCGAAACGAGCAAUGGAGCUCGCUACAUGUCAACAGUGGUUACACAACCACGGGCUCGACUUCCGUCUUCACGUCUCAAUCUACAGCAAAAGACUUCUAUCGCUCCUUUCCGAAUCAAGUACACCAACUGCACGAUUCCUCCUAUCAUCAUUCAAACUCCGUUUCCUUGCAACCGACGUUAUCCAGCUCUACGAUUCCAAACCUUCCCCCCGACUACGCAUCCAUCACAGUAAUCCCUAAUCAAAGCUAUCUAAUCUCCCCGUUAGAUCAGGAUCAAGUCGAUAUUGAACAGUACCUGGAUAGUCAAGCCAUAGGCAAGAAAUCCCUUAGCCAAUACUGCAAACCGGAAACUUCACCAUCGCUAGCCUUGAGUGAAUCCCUUCUCCAUCACCACCAUAAUUCACAGCAUCAUCACCACCACUCCCACCACCACCACCAUCAGCAGCAGCAGCAGAUCUCCCCAUCUUCCAUCAGCGGUGGUCAACCGAUGGAUGUGAUUAGCUCGGACCCGUCUGCCGGCGGGUCACCGAUCAUUGCAUCCGUAAUUCAAGAGCCUUCCACGGCAACGACGGCCGCCGACCUGUACUACGGCGGAAGCUCUCAUCCGGCGGAAAUCGCAUCCGUUGUCGCUGCUGGCAGCAUGCAUUCAUCGUCCUCCCCGCAGCAUAGCCAGCACGGCAUGCAACAACAUUCGCACCACACCGCCAGCGCUUCGCAUCUGCACUAUUCACAUCAUCUGCAUCACCACACCGGUCCAAUGGCGUCCAAUCUGCCAUCUUACUACAACAGCUGGAGUACCGGAGGUUACGGAGCGAAUUCGUAAAAGAAGGCUAAUUUCGAAGAAAGAAAACACCUUACUCAAGUCGAUAAAAAUAUAUUCACCAUAACAGCAAAUUAAGGUGCACCAAUAUCCGUGCAUUUAAUGUAUAUACGGAAUGCUA